UGUAUUUGCGAUUUUACAGGUCGUUUCUGUGGCUUUUACACUGUUUUUGAAGGGACACUUUUAUUCUGAAACAAUCCAAGAGGAAGUGGUGCUUCUCUACAUUCAAGAAGAAAAACAAGCAGGGCGCACGUCAUUUCAUGUUUGGUCAUAAGACAAAGAUGGCAUCAAGCGGUACGAGCAGCGAGGAGGAACAGAGCCUCCGGGAGUGUGAGCAGUAUGUUCAGAAGCACAACAUCCAGCUGCUGCUCAAGGACUGCAUCAUCCAGCUGUGCACGGCCCGACCUGACCGGCCCAUGGCCUUUCUCAGGGACCACUUUGAAAGACUGGAGAAGGAGGAGGCCCAGCAGGUGACUUCACAGCUCAAGUCUAGUUUGCGAUCAGACUCCCAUGAGGAUGAAGUUUCUCCACCCAUGAACCCCGUGGUGAGGGGUCGAAGCCGGAGAGGAGCCAUCAGUGCCGAGGUGUACACUGAGGAAGACGCUGCCUCCUAUGUGAAAAAGGUCAUCCCAAAAGAUUACAAGAGCAUGGCUGCCCUGUCCAAAGCCAUGGAGAAGAACGUACUGUUUGCCCAUUUGGACGACAAUGAGAAAAGUGACAUUUUUGACGCAAUGUUUUCUGUCAACUACAUUGCGGGAGAAACAGUCAUCCAGCAGGGUGAUGAGGGAGACAACUUCUAUGUUAUCGACCAAGGAGAGAUGGACGUCUAUGUGAACAAUGAAUGGGUGACCAGCAUUGGUGAGGGAGGUAGUUUUGGGGAACUGGCUUUGAUCUAUGGGACCCCUCGUGCAGCUACAGUUCGGGCCAAGUCCAAUGUUAAACUGUGGGGCAUCGACAGAGAAAGCUAUAGGAGAAUACUGAUGGGGAGCACCUUGAGAAAGCGCAAGAUGUAUGAGGAGUUCCUGAGCAAAGUGUCCAUUUUAGAGUCUCUGGAUAAGUGGGAGCGUCUGACCGUGGCUGACGCCUUGGAAACCGUGCAGUUUGAGGACGGCCAGAAAAUUGUCGUGCAAGGAGAGCCUGGUGAUGAGUUCUUCAUCAUCCUGGAGGGGACAGCAGCGGUGCUUCAGAGGCGGUCAGAGGAAGAGGAGUUUGUGGAGGUCGGCAGACUGGGACCAUCAGAUUACUUUGGCGAGAUCGCCCUGCUGAUGAACCGGCCCCGUGCUGCCACUGUUGCCGCAUGCGGACCCCUCAAGUGUGUCAAAUUGGACAGGCCGCGAUUCGAGCGAGUUCUGGGCCCCUGCUCUGACAUCCUGAAGAGAAACAUUGAGCAGUACAACAGCUUUGUUUCCCUCUCUGUCUGAGCUCGUCGGCACUCAGACCCUGCUUGUCUCCGCUGCAGGGUCCACCAGCACGUACGCCUGCUUUACGUUCCCUCUUCUGCUCUCUCUCACAUACAGUAUGUUGCCACACCCAUCUGAUCUCCACAGAUCACUUUAAUACUCCUCACUCCUCUUUUUUUUAAUUUCAUAUUUAUUCAUGUUAAUGUUUUCAGAAGAUAGGAUUUGUUUUGAAAGAAUGGUGUGCGUGACUGUGCUCACAGUAAGUGACAACUCAUAACUAAUGUAAUGAUCUCAACAGGACGUAAAGAUAGUAAAGUGAAAUACAUUUAAACUAGAAAAUAGGGACAUCAUAAAAUAUACAGAAGACUUGACAUAUUGUAGACAAAAUGAAACUUGUUGGUGGUGCACCUGGAAGAGGGUUCCAGGUUCGAAUCCCGGUCUGGGCCCUUCUAUGUGGAGUUUGCAUGUUCUCCCUGUGCCUGCGUGGGUUUUCUCCAGGUACUCCGGCUUCCUCCCACAAUACCAAAAACAUGCACAUUAGGUUAAUUGGCUACUCUACAUUGCCCCUAGGUGUGAGUGUGAGAGUGUGUGAUUGUCUGUCUUUGUGUGUUGGCCCUGCGAUUGACUGGCGACCAGUCCAGGGUGAACCGCGACUCUCACCUGUAGUCAGCUGGGAUAGGCUCCAGCUCCCCCGCGACCUGGAUGAAAAAACAGAAGUAAAAAGAUGAGCCAGAGUAAGACGAUAUAAUAAGAAGCUUGCAGAUCUCCACCAGGUGUGGACUUGUGGGUGGGGAACAAGGAGUGCAGGGCAGGCUGUCUGUCCAGUCAGAUUCCAAAGUAGCAGCUGAUCACUUUGUAUCCCCUGCCAGCCACUGAAGCGGAGCACAGUCAGUAAAUCAGGUUUUCAAACGCUGUCAACUCCCUGCAACUACAAGAGGUCCUUGAGCACACCGUCAUAAAAAAUGUGCUGAUGGGACCAGUAGUAUUCAAGAUUAGCUGCAGACACGCACACACGACCAAAUACAUUAUCCCCUCCUUGCUUACUCCAGGUGGUGAUAAUAAUAAUAUAUGUAAGCUAACUAAAAUAACCUGAAAUAUUGUCCCAGUAUUCUUUUCUUUAAGUGAAAGCUUUUGACGGUGUGAAUGCUCAGUUAGUUUAUUAGUUCGCUCUGGAGUCGCUAUGACAAAUGGUUUUAUGCUGACUGAGGAAGCUUUAUGUAGUGGUAUAUAUGAAGUGGUACACCAAAAGGUUUAUUUGUGUGUGUUAAUGCUCUCUCUGUUGUUGUGGAAAUGUUUUUAGCCACGCUACCAAUGGGGUUCUGGGAAAGGCAGUGUUGGUCCAUCGCUUUAGUCUGUACUGAAAUGUCUGAGCAACUUUUAGAUAUAUAGGCCAGGAAAUUUGGUCAUCCACAGUCCCCUCAGAAAGAAUUGUUGUAAGAUGCUGGGCGUCCCCUGACUAUUCAGUUUGUCCAGUGCAUUGGUUAAUGACCAAAUAUCUUCUGAAUUUACAACGUUGUCAUCAGCUUCAGGUGUACUUAGUGCUGAUUAGGAAGUGUUAGCAUGCCAACAUGCUAAACGAAGAUGAUAAACUAGCAUGGUGUUCUUAGCAUUUAGCCUAAAGCACUGCAGUAACCAAGUACAACCACACAGAUAGUGUGGCGGUAAAACUCUGAAGGCUUCUUUGUAGUUGUUUCAUUUGUUUGUUUUUUGUACUUAUUGACUUGGUGUAUGUGAUGGACACACCUUUCUUAAAGGGUUGCCUUGACAUUGAUAGAUGUACUUAUGUACUGCAUCUUGUCACACCAGCGAAGUUCCAGCCGUGCACCUACAACAUGGAGGAUGUUUUUGAACUUUUAUGGAAGAGAAAUAAGGGGGGAAAAAAACAAACCCAAAGUGCACAAUGAUUUUUCAGUAUAACCAGCUAAACUUAAGUGUUGGCUAUUUUUCAUGUUAUGUUUGAUGGUUUUCCUUUCUGAGCACCUAUUGCUUAUUUUAAAUUGAGCUUUCAAGUCGAACAGCUCCAUUUUAGCCUUUCUGUUUAACACCUGUUACAUUUCACUGAAAGCUCUUAGAUUGCUUUUUAAAUGCAGUUAUUUGUUUUGUUUUUAACAUUUAUUUGGUAAAAGUGUAAAUUAGAAUAAUAACAUUUUCAGUAACAAGUCUUCGUUUUAAUUUUUAAAAAAUUAUAUUAUUUUUUCUAUUUUUCUGGGUGAAAUUCCCUCAUGUUGAGCUGGUAUUUGUUAAAGGAUAAUACAAAUACCCAACACAUUCAGAACGUCCUGGUAUCCCUUUAACUCUGCUGACAUCAAAUGUUCUUGUGUUGUUCUUUUUACACCUUUGUUACUAUAUAUUAAAAGUAAAUGACUAUAUAUUUGCACAUUUUGUGACAUACUAUACAAUUAAAAGGAAAAGAUUUGUA
Scatophagus argus is the source of this 3696-nucleotide messenger RNA. RefSeq names its product protein kinase, cAMP-dependent, regulatory, type I, alpha (tissue specific extinguisher 1) a (gene prkar1aa). The record is from RefSeq and is a predicted model, not a curated record. NCBI's taxonomy places the organism in Eukaryota, Metazoa, Chordata, Actinopteri, Scatophagidae. Gene Ontology annotation, biological process: regulation of protein phosphorylation. The transcript has 11 exons. Bases 138 to 1298 code for a protein of 386 amino acids. Gene Ontology annotation, molecular function: cAMP-dependent protein kinase regulator activity. Gene Ontology annotation, cellular component: cAMP-dependent protein kinase complex.